UAGAUUGUGGAAAAAGAAAAACAAUACAGAAAAGUAGAAAAGUGAUGCUUUUAUUUACUGUUACUUUUCAUUUUUCAACGUCGCGCCGAUUAUUUUUAAAUUUGAGAACAUUGUUUACAAUCUUUGAGAGAGUUAUUUUAUUCAAUAUUAAGCGAACAGCAGCCUAUAUCCAGUAUUAUAUGAAGCCAAAGACUGAUUUCGAACGGAUAAGGCUUUUAAGAGGUCAGAACAAACUUAUUCUGACUACGUAGCAGACAGAGACAAACCCUUCUAGUAGCAGAUUAGGAUAGUUAACAUUGUUUUAGAAUCAAAGAUGGAUUUACUGGUUGAAGUUAAAUCCGAAAAAUUAGAUACAGAACCAACUGUGCCCAGCGCCAAGUGUGAAAAUAUAGAGACUUUUGUUCUGAAUGGAGAAUUAGACAUUAAAUCUGAAUAUAUUGAGGAUACAAUAUCUGAUUUAACAUGGGAUAGAAUCAAAGUUGAAGAGAAAUUAGAGCGUGGAAUUGAAGCUGACUCGACGGCUGAUAAUGUUGACCAGAUGGAGUUCCAAGAGUCAGUAAAGCUUGAAGAAAAACCACCUAUGAGCAGCACAAGUUCUGAAGAUAUGAACGCAUUAGUGCUACAUGAAGAAAUUGACAUCAAAACUGAGAGUGACGAAAUCGAUGAUUUGACGCACGAUAGUGCACAAAUAAAGAAAAAUUGGGAAAGGAAACACAGAUGCUCACAGAUGGAAGAAGAAAAAAAAUUGUUUAGCCGCUAUGUUUGUAACUAUACCGAUCGGUCUGAAAUGGGUUUUAAAUGUAACAUGGCGUUCAAACACAAAGCGUCGCUAGAUGAUCAUAUCGUUAGAAAGCAUGCCGAAUAUAUCGGUUCAGUUUCAUCUAAAAUACAUGAAUGCACAUUUUGUGAUUUCAAAACCGUUCAUAAAAAUAAUUUAACCGAGCACAUGUCUAAACACACUAAUGCAAAUGCUUCUAACCUGCACAUAUGCGAACAUUGUAACACGUCCUUUAAAAGAAAGGAAUCGCUCUUUGACCAUAUUCUAAAGAAACAUCCUGACUUUAUCGAGGCAGUUUCUAAUAAGAUAUAUGAAUGUGUACAUGGUGAUUUCAAAACAACCAAAAGGGCCUCUUUUAAAACGCACAUGGCAAAACAUGAUACUCAAAGACCCUUCGAGUGUAUAAACUGUGAUGCGUCAUACAAAGCUAAGCAAACUUUAUAUCAUCACAUUGUACAGAAGCAUCCCGAGUUAACUGAUUCUGUGUCUUGCAAGAUAUACGAAUGUAUACAGUGUGAAUAUAAAACUACAUACGCGUCGGAAUUAGCUGAGCAUGACAUGCAACAUACUGGAGUUAAGCUUCCAUGUAUACAGUGUAAUGAGUUAUUUCCAAGCAAACGAUCGUUAGACAACCACGUUUCACGAAAGCAUCAUGUGUCUUAUAAUAUACAUCAGUGUACGCAUUGUGAAUAUAAAACUACACACCCGAGGAAUUUAACCAAUCAUAUGAUGAAACAUACUGGAGCUAAGCUCACGUGUACAAAGUGUGAUGCGUCAUUUAGAAACAAACAAUUGUUAGACGACCACAUUUUACAGAAACAUCCCGAGUUUACUGCUUCAGUAUCUCAUAAGAUACAUAAAUGUACACAUUGUCAAUAUAAAACUACAUACACAGGGCUUUUAGAUAGGCAUAUGCUGAAACAUACUAAGCUUAGGUGUAAAAAUUGUGAUAAGUCAUUCACAAGUCAACGAUCUUUAGACAACCACAUUUUACAGAAACAUCCUGAGUUUACUGCUUCAGUAUCUCACAAGAUACACGAAUGUACACAUUGUCAAUAUAAAACCAGAUACAGAAGGCUUUUAGAUAGGCAUAUGAUGAAACACACUGGAGCUAAGCUUACCUGUUCAAAGUGCGAUGCGUCAUUUACAAGUAAACUUUCCUUAGACAAUCACAUUUUACAGAAACAUCCUGAGAUUACUACUUCAGUGUCUCGUAAGAUACAUAACUGUACACGUUGUGAAUAUAAAACUACAGUCAAGCAUUCUCUAGCUAAGCAUAUCAUGAAACAUACUGGAGAUAAACUCACCUGUACGAAGAGUGAUGCGUCGUUUACGAGUAAACUUUCGUUAGACAACCACACUUUACAGAAGCAUCCUGAGGUUACUGAUUCUCUGUCUCGUAGAGGCAUAAAUGUACACAUUGUCAGUAUAAAACUGCAUACAGAAGACUUUUGCCUAUACACAUGACGAAACAUACUGGAGCUAAGCUCAAAUGUACAAAGUGUGAUGCGUCAUUUACAACCAAACAAUCGUUAGCCAACCACAUUUUACAGAAACAUCCCGGGCUUCCUGCUUCAGUGUCUCAUAAGAUACAUAAAUGUACACAUUGUCAAUAUAAAACUAUAUACACGAGGUAUUUAGAUAGACAUGUGAUGAAACAUUCUGCUAAGCUCACGUGUACAAGGUGUGAUGCGACAUUUACAAGCAAACGAUGGUUUGACAAUCACAUUUUACAGAAACAUACCUGCUUAACAUUUGAGAAGAAACCGUGACGCUGACAGGGAACAGUAGAAACCUAGAAAUACCCCAGCCUUUCUGAAGGAGAGAAAAGACUAUGAAAAUCAAGGAGGUCAUAAAUAAUUGUAGGAAUGGCUGACGAUUCGGCACUUACAGAUUCGUGAUCCACACUUAUUCUAAAUGGGAAAAACGCUUAAAGCGAAUAUGUAUGUAAAUCUAUUUUUGCUAAUGUUUUAGUUGUUCUAGGAGGAUGAGAUCUCAAGUCAAAAUUAGCACAUUUUUUUCUGUACAUUAUGUUUUUCUGAAUAUUUCACAUGUUAUGU
Molecule: messenger RNA, 2838 nt
Organism: Acanthoscelides obtectus
Lineage: Eukaryota; Metazoa; Arthropoda; Insecta; Coleoptera; Chrysomelidae
Source: the annotation of a GenBank genome assembly